UCAAUAUAAACCUGCCUCCUGUGCCUCCACAUUAGCUCAUUUGGAAGACCUGGGUAUAGGUGGUCGUCUCCUUGGCUCCGAGUCCCUGCAGCAGCUGAGGUGCCUGUGUCUCUCUGGUUCCCAGUGACCGCCAUCAUGCUCUCCUCCCCACUCAGGGUGGCUGUGGUGUGCGUGAGCAAUGUCAACAGGAGCAUGGAGGCCCACAGCAUCCUCAGGAGAAAAGGGCUAAGUGUCCGGUCUUUUGGAACUGAAUCUCAUGUGAGGCUACCAGGACCAAGACCCAAUCGUCCUGUAGUUUAUGAUUUUGCAACAACAUAUAAGGAGAUGUACAAUGACCUCCUCAGGAAAGAUAGAGAACGCUACACCCGCAACGGAAUCUUACACAUCUUGGGAAGAAAUGAGAGAAUCAAGCCCGGUCCAGAAAGAUUUCAGGAGUGCACUGAUUUCUUUGAUGUCAUCUUCACCUGUGAGGAGAGUGUCUAUGACACAGUGGUGGAAGAUCUGUGUUCCAGAGAACAGCAGACCUUUCAGCCUGUGCACGUGAUCAACAUGGACAUCCAAGAUACCCUGGAAGAUGCCACCCUGGGAGCUCUCCUCAUCUGUGAGAUUUGCCAGUGCCUGCAGCAGUCAGACGACAUGGAAGACGAUCUGGAGGAGCUGCUGUUGCAAAUGGAGGAGAAGGCAGGAAAAAGCUUUCUUCACACCGUCUGCUUCUACUGAAGAUCUGGGCUGGCUUUGUCCCCUUCCUCAGUAAGAACUUAGGCAUGAGACUUUAGUCCGGAUUUAUUGUGAGAAGCAUCUGCGAAGACCUUCCAC
Messenger RNA from Gorilla gorilla gorilla (western lowland gorilla), 816 nucleotides. Its product is annotated as RNA polymerase II subunit A C-terminal domain phosphatase SSU72 like protein 4. Gene Ontology annotation, cellular component: nucleus. The coding region runs from base 136 to 720 and encodes 194 amino acids. NCBI's taxonomy places the organism in Eukaryota, Metazoa, Chordata, Mammalia, Primates, Hominidae. Gene Ontology annotation, molecular function: phosphoprotein phosphatase activity. The transcript has a single exon. Gene Ontology annotation, biological process: mRNA processing. The record is from RefSeq and is a predicted model, not a curated record.